Molecule: messenger RNA, 5281 nt
Organism: Monopterus albus (swamp eel)
Lineage: Eukaryota; Metazoa; Chordata; Actinopteri; Synbranchiformes; Synbranchidae
Gene: slc30a2
Product: solute carrier family 30 member 2
Exons: 8
Coding region: 714-1778 (354 amino acids)
Biological process (GO): zinc ion transmembrane transport; response to zinc ion
Cellular component (GO): plasma membrane
Molecular function (GO): zinc ion transmembrane transporter activity
Source: RefSeq, a predicted model, not a curated record
GUUCAACAAUCACUAUUCACUGUUCUUAACAUUUGAGUAAUACGAGUAGUCCAGUUAAUCAGUGUGUUCAAAAACAAAACACCAGUUUACUUGGCAGCACUUGAUUUGAUGCACCAAGUCUAACUGUAGCUCUACCUGAAACAUAAUUAUUAAAGUCAGACUUUACAGUAGACUGGAGCUCAAUCAGUCCCUGUGACUCGUUGCCUGCAUGUUCACUUGUUUAAUUUUGUGUUGGUUGCCAUCAGAGAUGCCUUGUUAGCUCAUAGUCGACCCCAAACUGCUGCUCCAACAGGCACUUUGGUCAUUACAAGGUAUCUGCAGGUUCCACAGAGUUAAAUUUGUGACAGAGCUUAAAUAACUAAUCUUACCAAAAGCAGCCCUUUUCUGACCAAACACAGGUAACCCAAGUUGUGAAGCCAGAAAAGGGGCACUAGUAAAUUUUUUUAUUUUUUUUAAAUGUAAACAUCUGAGGACCUGCAGACAGUCCUACUGUCCUGCAGAGAGAUCGGAGGGAGUCUUUGUUCUCUAGCGUCUCUCUCCACACUCUUCUCUCCACAGUGAAGCCUCUGCUGUCGGUGUGGCUGAGGGGGAGGAAGGGGGAACUUGCCAACCGUCCCCAGGAAAUCACACCGAUACCUUGGACACAGCAGGAUUCAAGCUCAUUUCCAGACUCCAAAGAGCAUUAUCCAGACUUUCCCUUCAAGAACGGAAGCAUGGCCGGUGCCAUUGAGCUGAAACGCCCCGUUGGUGCCCAUUGCCACGGUGCCAAAGCUCUGACAUGUGAUCAGAGCGUGGACAAGCUGCUGGCCAAGAAGAAACUCUACAUCGCCUCGGCCAUCUGCCUCGUCUUCAUGAUCGGCGAGGUUGUAGGAGGCUACCUGGCCCACAGCUUGGCCAUCAUGACGGAUGCUGCCCACCUCCUGACAGACUUUGGCAGCAUGAUGGUGAGCCUGUUCUCCCUGUGGAUCUCCUCCAGACCGCCCACCAAAACCAUGAACUUUGGUUGGCACCGAUCAGAGAUCCUUGGGGCAUUCAUCUCAGUCAUGUCCAUCUGGAUCGUUACGGGGGCCCUGGUCUAUUUAGCCAUCGAGAGGAUCGUAAGCAACGACUAUGAGAUCGAUGGCCAUGUAAUGUUAGUCACCUCCGGCUGCGCUGUCAUUGUCAACAUUAUUAUGGCCUACAUCCUCCAUCACUCCACCACGCUCCACACUCACGGCAGUGGUUAUCACCAGAUUGAUGAGGACGGUCAGAGUCCCGUCACUCACGGCCACGCCCACACGCUCCUCAGUGGCCACAGCAACACCAGCGUCCGUGCCGCCUUCAUCCACGUGCUCGGAGACCUGCUGCAGAGUGUUGGCGUCAUGGUGGCAGCGACCAUCAUCUACUUUCGGCCUGAGUACAAAGUUGCAGAUCCCAUCUGUACAUUCCUCUUUUCUGUCUUUGUCCUCUGCACCACCAUCACCAUCCUCAGAGAUGUGUUCAGGAUACUCAUGGAAGGGUCUCCUAAAGGAAUAGAGUUUAACUCGGUGAAGGAAGUGCUGCUGUCUGUGAAGGCUGUGAAGUCCAUGCACUGUCUGCAUCUGUGGAAUCUGACUCUGGGCCAGGCGCUGGUCUCUGUUCACCUGGCCAUAGAGGAGGGUGCUGACCCUCAGUCUGUGCUGCAGGAGGCCACCGACCUGCUCCACACCAAGUUUGGCUUCCACAGCAUCACCAUCCAGGUUGAGCUCUACUCUGAAGACAUGAGCCACUGCUCCCACUGCCAGGACCCCAGUGACUGAUACUGACACUGGACCGAACUGGACUGGAUCCAACAGGACAUGGAACGGCUCAGGCAUAUUAUCAUUCUCUCUGGCUGGCCUGGACCAAUGAGAGCUGUAUUCACAAGGCUUGUUAAAGGAGUAGAAAGAGGGAUUUUUUUGUUAAUAGUUGUGUUUCCCAUUAAGUCACAAGAAAUAGACAAUAAAAAUCCUCCAUGUGUUGGUGGUAGAGUGCUGAUGCUGGAGCUCCAUGCUAACAUGAAACAUGCUAACUGCUGUAAGUCUCACAGUCCUCCUCAACAAAGUUGUGUAUGGUGCUCCAGUCCUCAUGGGUGCAACCUUUUUUAACUAAAAAACUUCACAAAAUAAAAUGUGAAAAGUCAGUUGAAGUAAUAUAGCAACAUUUACAUUUAUGCAACAACAAAGUUCAGUUGUACAGUCUGUUCAAAUGGGUGAUGUUUUAUGAAAGAAGCUGCUGGAUGAAAACACUGCCUAAUUUUUUUGUAUUUUAUGUACAUUAAGGAAAACUGCCAGAUAUAGAGGCACAUGUUGUCCACAACUUUUUUUAAUCUUUACAGCUUCAUUUUCUCACUUUUCUGAUAAUGCUAAGCCUAAUAUGUUAGCAUGGGGCACACAGUUGGUUAACAGAGUGUGUGCUAACUUGUUAGCAUGGAGCAUCUCAUGUUAAGGAUCUACUAGGGACAUGUGGAUGAUUUUGAUGUCUGUUGUUUCAACAGUAACUUUACUAAAUGGCCUAUCUACCAGACUUACUUUACAGUCCACUGGCAAGGUCGUUCCAUUUGGCUUCUUCUACUAAAGGUCAGACACAAAUCUGCAAUGCUAGCUGAUCUUAAAUGUGAUUUUUACAGUUGUUUUGCUGGAAAUUUAUUUAUUUCAUGGCAUAAAGUCAUGGUAAUUUGUAACACAGUGAUAAAGGUUUUAAGGAAGAAAACCCCGUUAUUAGAUAUAUUUUAUAUACCACUGGUAAACGUAGAAAGAUCACUAACUGGUGAAGUCAUGAUAAACAAAUGAGAAAGUAUGUUAAGGGAUGAUUAACCAUUUGAAAACAUUAAUCCAGGAAAUCUGCAAUGUGUCAAAAAAGUGGAGCUGAAACAGCAGCUAUCAAAAUGAAUAAAAGGCAGAUGGACACAAAAUAAAAUAAAAUGAAAAAUCAGAUGAUAUGGACUUAAAAAUUUUGUGGUCAAGUCUCAAUAGGGGCUGAAGGGUGGAAACAUACAAUUGUCAAGGAUUUUGGUAAAAUGGUGCCCGGUCUGAAUCUGUCACUCUGGUCCUAAACCGUGAACUGAACUGCUCUAUCGCUCCCUUUAAACACGAUACUGUGCUAUACCUCACCAUGCUGGCUCAAUGUCUGUUAGGCUCCGUUCACUUUACAGGCCUUAAUGCUCAAUUCUGAUUUUUUUUUUUUUUUUGUUGUUGAUGGUUCAGUGAUGUUUGUAAAUCACGUUAGAAUCUUUUCCUUGCAUCUUACUGGUAAAACACACUGGAAGCAUUUUCUUCUUCUUCAGCAUGCUGAAAUGGCCGAAAAGCCACAGACAGGGCCCGUCUGGUGCCAACAGUGCAGGACAGAUGUCCACCAAAGGUCUAAUGGCUUGGUGUGUCACAGCCCUAAGACCCAAGAAAAAGGAAAUGCGGAUAAAGUUAGUGGAACUGGGAUUCACCUAUCACAUAGUCAGAGAUUGGAUAUAAAUCAGAUUUGGGAGAUUUCAGCAUGUAAUGUUAACCUACCUUUACAUAGGUUCAGCAAAACCUGGACAUGACCAAACUCUCCACCAUACUGUACUUUCAUUUUGUUACAUCAUGCCCAAGAUAAGGAGUCACUUAGGAAAAUGAGAGUAUUUCACAUUGGUGAAUUUCUAGGUACAAUUUAACUGAAAUACGUGGAUUGGUUGUCAUGCAGUCGAUGCUUAUUAUAUCAUCAUCAGUCUGAAAACUAGUUUUUGGUGGCAGGCCUUUUAAUUUUGUUGUGUUUCAGUUUCUAAAGUCAGUGCACAAAACUCAAUAGCAGUGUUUGAUUCUGCCUCGAGUAUGCAUCUCAGCGAGAAGUGCUUGCUUAACGGAGAACAGUGCAUUGAUAAGAAUUUAGCAGUAGGAAAAUGGGAAAAUGUCAGGCUGAAAAAGUGUUCACCUAGUUCCAGUGUCAACUCUGAGCAGACGAUCAGGUCUGAGGGCAAAAAUGAUUUAGUCCUGCAGUCGGGCGAUUAGUUCCAGCUUCAUCCUGUCGUCUCAUCUAUCUGUCAUCCCUCCUAUGGCUUCACUGUUACUCAUUCAUCAACUAUAUGUCUCUCUGUUCCCUAAGCUUUCAUCCAUGCAUCAAGCAAGCCUCGAGUUGGCUGAUAGAACACUUUUGGUGCUAAAAUCCAACAGGAAGCCUGUAAUAUUUUCAGCUACUUGUUUAGUUAAUCAAUUAAAAUACGGGAGGUAAUUACUCCUUAAUUUGUAUCUGAGACAUAAUCUUACACAAAAGUGUGCUUUUGUAUGACAUUCAAUUUAACAGAGCAAGUUAUUUCUGGUUACUUGACCCAAAAAUAGUUCAUCCUCUGUGGAGCUAGACUGUGCUCAUUAAAACUGACAAACUGCCUGCUAUAAUUUGAUCGGGUUUUAGACUGAUGGUGGCACUAAAAGGAAGCAUAUACCAUUGUAGUAAUUACAUCUUACAUAAUUAAGAUUCAUCCUCUCGGGACAAUGAAAACCAACAGCAUGUUCCACUGAACUUUGGACAGUUUUAGUAAAUGUUGGUCUUCAAUAUUUCAGCUUUGGAGUUUAGAAAAACAAAUCAUAUAUCUGUAGGAAUCAUAUUACGCACCAUAAGAAAAGCCAAUGAGCCAGUUGACAUGCCUAUAAUGUUUCACAGCUACUAUAAAGUGAUGAUGUUGAUAAUUGCUUUUAAAGUAGGAACAUCUGUACGUUGUAAACACCUAGUUGACAUCCAUUCUGAUCCAAAUACUUGCAUGGUUGUUAACUGUUACUCACUAUCAUGAAGAGCAAAAAGUUCCUUCUUCAACUGCCAAUCAGAAUACAUUGACGCACCAUGCGAGGAUGAAUCAAAGAAAAAAAAUCUUUAAAAAUCUAGUUUCUCCAGUUUUUAUGAAGAUCCUGCAUAAUUAAAUAUAUUUUAAUACAAACUGAGGAACCAACAGCUAUGAAAACAAAGUUAAAGUAAUGACGGCCAAUACAUUUUGCUGUACUGGUUUUGAUAUACAGACAAAGUACAGCCAGUCUUCUAUACAGUCUGAGGAAGUUCAUUUCAUUCCAGAAAAACAGUCUGUUCACUGUGGAAGUCUAAUGUCUAAGAAUGCUCUGUUUCGUGCUGUUGCUGUCUGUGGCGAUUAUAUUUUGUGUGACUGUGUAAAUAUAUCAAAUAUUGUGUAUUUUCUGUGUAUACAUGUGUAAAUACAUUUGCCUUCCUUGUACAAUCAGUCUUUAAUAAGUCAUGUUUGUCUGUGUCCAGGUAAUGUCACAUCUGUGAUGUUUGAUCGUUUUUAUGUGUGGCAAGGCUUUUUUGU